AUGAGCCAAUCCGCAGCAAGCAAGGUACCGGAGGGGAGAAGUCAUGGAGCUCUACUUGGCAUCGCGACAUUCAGGUCGAGCGCUGCUGCAACGGCGGCUUCGCCUCAUCUCAGACCCACUUCAGUCGGCGAUUACACCCCGGUCAACCCCAUCUCCGAUUAUCUUCCUAUUCGGGUAGCAUUGUCAAGCCGCCUUGUUUUUGGGGCGUGGAAUUGCAGGUGCUGGGCCAGAGACUUGUAUAAAUCAAGGCAAAUAAAAUUGCGAUUUAAUACCAGCAGAAACAUCGCGAUUCGAAACUUAGUUAGAAUUCAUUUCCUUUCCGAAUACCACGAAGCGUCUAACAGUGGUUAUCAGGGGGGGCGUAUUCACCUACUACUAAAGCAUGGAGGGCCUUUCCAGACAUAG
Messenger RNA from Lindgomyces ingoldianus, 405 nucleotides. RefSeq lists its product as uncharacterized. The transcript has 3 exons. Bases 1 to 405 code for a protein of 134 amino acids. NCBI's taxonomy places the organism in Eukaryota, Fungi, Ascomycota, Dothideomycetes, Pleosporales, Lindgomycetaceae. The record is from RefSeq and is a predicted model, not a curated record.